GCUCUCAAGAAGACGGUCGUACGGCGAUGGCUGUGCCUUGUUACCCUGGGACUCCAAACAUGGAUGUGCCAAGGUCACUUGAACCGGAGCAACUGCAACGACCUAUGGGUACAGCACAAGGUGCGCACUUCGGGAACCUACCAGAUCGACGUAGAUGGCGAGGGUCCGCUGAAGCCCAUUUGGGUCGACUGCGAAAUGGGAGACGGUCGCGAGCAGUUCCAGGUUCUCACCAUCGUCCACCAUAACCUGGAAGAGACCCUGCAGGUUCGGGGCAAGGAGCCACCUGGCUCCUACUCGCGAAACGUCACCUACGGGGACGCCACUGAACGACACCUGGCGACGCUCAUCGACAGCAUGUUUUCCUGUCAGCAGCUCGUACGCUGGGACUGCAAGGGCGCCAUGUUCGGAUUCUGGUACCCUCCCGGACUGGACAGCUGGUGGGUUGGCCGGAACUGGAAGGACCAAUUCUACUGGGGCGGCGCCGAGACGGACAGCCGCAGCUGUGGUUGCCAUCCGUACUGCCUGCGCACGCGGCGCAACUCGACGUGUAACUGCGACGCCAACAUCAAGCAGAUGUGGCUGGAAGACGCGGGCCUCCUGCUGGACGCCCGGAGACUGCCCGUGCUGCAGCUACGCUUCGGCGACACCGGAGAGGCCAACGAGGCCGGCAAGCACACGCUCGGGCCUCUCGUUUGCCGAGCCACGGGUCACGUGGACGUGUUCCGGGGCAGCUUCGUGGCGCCGGUGACGAUCACGAGCUCGGGCUACCCGUCGUCGUACCCGCCGCCCUUCCACCGCUACCUGUGGACCGUGUCGGUGGAGGCCGGCGACGCGAUGGAGCUGGUGUUCCUCGAGUACGACGUGCUACACUGGGGCGCCUACACGGCCGUGCCCGGGUGCCGCAGCGCGGUGAGCGUGUCCGCGUGGCGCCACUCGGACGGCGCCCGGUUCUCCAUCGAGCGGCAGGAGACGGCGCCGCCGUACUUCGUCACCGACGGAUCGCGCACCGUGCUCAACCUCACGCUAACCACCUGCAACCAGAUCAUGAAAAAACAGCUCACCAAGAGGGGUUUCAUGGCCGAAUUCAGGAGAGCCGAGUGCACCGGAUGCGAAGCAGGCUUCGGCAUCAACGGCUCACAGACGGUCUGCAGUGCGCCGUGCGGCAUCAUCUCUUCCUACGGAUAUCCGUACCCGCCGGUGUCGUACGAGCCUACCGGUCACUACGAGCACACGUGGGUCGUUCGAGUGUCACCGGGACGCGUGGUGCGGCUGCAGUACAACGACUUCGACGUGGCCUCGAGACCCGGUUCUCGCACGUGCGACAAAGACUGGGGGCUCGUGUCCAUCUACAGCGGCAAGAACGUGAGCGACGCGACCAGCCUGGUGGGCAGCUACUGCAACCUGAACCGCCAGGGCGUCGUCUUCUCCGAGACCAACGUCAUGAGCAUCGUCUUCCGCGGCCGCUUUCGCAAAAUCGGAAACUCGAGGGGAUUUCACGCCACCUACCGGGAGUUUCGGCCAUUGCCCAAAGAAGCGCAAGGCAAACCGGCGCAACAGAACACCACCUACGAGCACUACGAGGCGCAGCUAGCGGUCGACGAGGAUCCAUCAUCCUGCGCCUCCACGGAGUUCAUCAAAGACCCCUGGUGGCAAGUGAACCUGCAGAAAGAGCAUUUGGUGUAUGCUGUCGAAAUACACAACGUAGCGGACACGUCGGACGUGACAUCAUGGCCUAGUGGGUCGUACGCGCUGCCCAUGCCCGUGUCCGGCUGUCCAUCGGCGUCGGGCUUCGUGUGGCACACGGGCUGCCGCUUCCACGACAUCUUCUACGACGUCGUCGAGGACGACAAGAUCCGCCAUUGGAGCGACGGCAUAAAACUUCAAGGAGGCUUGCAGGAGGAUGGUGGCGUGAAGCAGUGUUUUUGUGUCAAGAAAGAGGACGCACCUCCCAGCAGCAAUGCCACCUCCUGGCCACCGGGAAACUACUGCAUUCUGCAGGUGGGUGACGCCUGCCCCGACGGCUUCCUGGCCGGUGGUUACGUCACGUGGAUAGACCGGCCGCCUGCAGACCUGAAAGCGCUGAAUCGUGCCGAGGGCGCCCUCCCACGUGGCCGCUACACAGCGCACAAUACCACUCUGCACUUCUGCUGUCGCAGUGACGGAAGCGUGGACGCCGCCAUACGCUUACCCACUGGCCUGCCCUUCUACCUCCUGCAGUACGACGCCGGUGCCUGCCAGCAGGUGCAGGGCAUGUCGGUAUUCGAGCAGUGGUUCCACUUCAUGGAAGACGAGCUUGGUGCCCGGAUGACCGCUGAGGCCGACUUGCACUGGCGGAGUGCCCAAGUUCAGGGAGCCGCACCCGAGACUCGACUCAACCAUGUUUGA
Messenger RNA from Rhipicephalus microplus (southern cattle tick), 2385 nucleotides. RefSeq lists its product as uncharacterized. Gene Ontology annotation, cellular component: plasma membrane. Lineage: Eukaryota; Metazoa; Arthropoda; Arachnida; Ixodida; Ixodidae. The record is from RefSeq and is a predicted model, not a curated record. Gene Ontology annotation, molecular function: protein binding; G protein-coupled peptide receptor activity. Gene Ontology annotation, biological process: hormone-mediated signaling pathway; adenylate cyclase-activating G protein-coupled receptor signaling pathway; activation of adenylate cyclase activity.